Messenger RNA from Lucilia cuprina (Australian sheep blowfly), 369 nucleotides. Its product is annotated as mitochondrial import receptor subunit TOM7 homolog. Gene Ontology annotation, biological process: protein import into mitochondrial matrix. The coding region runs from base 101 to 265 and encodes 54 amino acids. NCBI's taxonomy places the organism in Eukaryota, Metazoa, Arthropoda, Insecta, Diptera, Calliphoridae. Gene Ontology annotation, cellular component: mitochondrial outer membrane translocase complex. The transcript is spliced from 2 exons. The record is from RefSeq and is a predicted model, not a curated record.
CUCUUCUUCUAUUUUUUCCAUUAUAUAGAAAAAAUACAAAUAUUUUGAAAAACAAAUAAAUUCUUCCAAACAUUUUAAAGUUUAUUAAUUAAAAUUUAAAAUGACCUUAUCGCCGGGAGUAAAAGAACGUUUAGAAGUUGUUUACGAAAUUGCCAAGACCACCUUUCAUUGGGGUUUUGUACCCAUGGUCUUGUAUUUGGGUUUUAAAAAAGGCGCUGAACCUGGCAUGCCACCACUGACAUUGAUGAGUCUAUUGUGGCAGUAAUUUAUGGAAAACUUAAUUAUUUAUUUAUGGGAGGGUUCUAAUCUUUAAAUCUUGUUUAAGGAAAGCAUUUUCUUUAAUAAAAUAAUAUAAAUUUAAAAAAAAAA